Molecule: messenger RNA, 1837 nt
Organism: Brassica rapa (field mustard)
Lineage: Eukaryota; Viridiplantae; Streptophyta; Magnoliopsida; Brassicales; Brassicaceae
Product: transcription factor MYB12
Source: RefSeq, a predicted model, not a curated record
UAUUUGCCCAGCCCUAACUAUGGUGAUCUACGUAUUCACGUGACCAUUUAAUAACCUUCCUUUUGUUUGUUAAAUGGGAGUAUGGGACCAUCAUCUAAUAGUAUUUUUUUUUUCAUUUAGCAUUUGAUUAACAAACUAAUCAGAUUUUGAAGAAGAAAACGUUACGUCAAUGAUCCUAAAAUUAGCGUCUAUAUUAAGAUCUAGAACCACGACGAUCCUGCACGGACCGAUCACGAGUCUCUUGACGGUAAAUACGCCACGACUUCAGUCUCCUUCUAAACCAACGUGGCCGUAUAUGCACCAUACACGUGUCAUCUCAUUUCCACUCGAACGCGCGAGCUCUUUAAUCAUCUUUUUAAUUAAGUCUUCAUCUUCUGCUAUAAAUACUGAAGCAGUCACUUUUACUUAAUGCAUGUAGUCUAGUCACUCAGUAACUUCACUUUCUUGUCCUCUCACUUGAGCGCUCUCUUUCUCCAUUGCUCGAGUCUUGUGGUCAGUGAGAAAAAUCAUAAAUACAUAAAACCGCCGGAGAAAAAUGGGAAGAGCGCCGUGUUGCGAGAAGGUCGGGAUAAAGAGAGGGCGGUGGACGGCGGAGGAAGACCAGAUUCUCUCUAGCUACAUUCAGUCCAACGGUGAAGGCUCUUGGAGAUCUCUCCCCAAAAAUGCCGGAUUAAAAAGAUGUGGAAAAAGCUGUAGAUUGAGAUGGAUAAAUUAUCUUAGAUCAGAUCUCAAGCGCGGGAACAUAACUCUAGAAGAAGAAGAACUCGUUGUUAAAUUGCAUUCCACAUUGGGAAACAGGUGGUCACUAAUUGCUAGUCAUCUACCAGGGAGAACAGACAACGAAAUCAAAAACUAUUGGAACUCUCAUCUCCGCCGUAAACUCCACAACUUCAUCAUCAGGAAGCCAUCCAUCUCUCACAACGUCCCUGAUGUAGUCAUAAACGCUCCUCCAAGGUCACCGCGUCCGCCUACAAAACGCAGACCAGGGAGAACCAGCAGAUCCACCAUGAAACCUAAAACACACCACGCAAAUAUUCGAAAGAUGAAGAAAACGUCUGAACCGCCGGAACCAGAAGCCAGCGCAGCGGUUAAAGCAGGAGAAGAAACAUUAAUGAUGGAGUUAAACGGAGCCGAGGCUGAGCUAGGACCAUGCAACUACUAUGUAACCUGUCACGAAGGAGGAGCUUGUCGCAAUAAUAAUAAUAAUAACAGCAUUGAUGGCGAUAAAGGAGUUUCAUCCUUUGAUGAAGACAUCAUUGAUCUUUUGUUGGACGAAUCAGCUCCAAGCCACGUGUUGACAUCGUGUGGUGGUAAUGCAGAGUUGAAUCAUCUAGGAGACUCUGAAGAAGCCAAAAGGUCUUCGGAGAUUUUAAACCAAGAGAGUAUCGACUGUCUUCAGUCUUGUCCGUCGAUGGAGUCGUUUCUCAACUAUGAGCAUCAAGUCAACAAUAAUGCGUUCACGGAUGAGUUUAUUGAUUGGGACUGUGUUUGGCAACAAGGGGAUGACAAUAACAUUUUCGAUGAGAAAGAGGGUUCUGAUUCAAUGGUGUCGUGGCUUUUGGACGGUGAAGAUGAGGCCACGAUCGGGAAAAGUAAUUGCGAGAACUCUGGAGAACCACUGGAUCAUGACGAGGAAAAUGCGUUGGUCGCAUGGCUUCUCUCUUGAAUAUAUUUAUUUAUCUGUUAAGUUUGUAGUCCUUUUUUUUUGAGCACCGUAUUGUAUGUGAUGUCUUAUCAUCGACUUAUUAAGGUAUACUUUGUAUGGUUUGUUUUGAAAGUUUAUGUCUUGCCUUUUUCAUGUUAUUUAAUAAAGAGGUACAAAAUGUAGGUCUAUCCA